Messenger RNA from Sporisorium graminicola, 1419 nucleotides. RefSeq lists its product as uncharacterized. NCBI's taxonomy places the organism in Eukaryota, Fungi, Basidiomycota, Ustilaginomycetes, Ustilaginales, Ustilaginaceae. The coding region runs from base 1 to 1419 and encodes 472 amino acids. The record is from RefSeq and is a predicted model, not a curated record. The transcript has a single exon.
AUGAAGCUCAAUCUCUUUGCCCUCCUACCGCUGGCCGCCGCCGCCGCAGUGCACGCUGCGCUGGCUGCAACUACACCCGUUCGUCGCAAUGACUGGCCCCACGGUCCCUUUUCCACCGAUGGCAAUCAGAUCAAAAACGCCAAUGGCGAGCCCGUCAUCCUCGUCGGCACCAACUGGCCAGGUUCCGGCGAGACCAUGAUUCCCGAGGGCAUCGAGUUCCGCUCCAUCUCGGACAUUGUCGGGAUGAUGAAGUACGUCGGAUACAACUUUGUGCGUCACACGUAUGCCAUUCAGAUGAUCGACCAGAUCUACGAGAACAACGGCACAGACAUCACUGUCCAAUCGGCGCUCGUGUCGGCUCUGGGCCAAGACAACGGGACGCGCAUCAUGGACAUGAUCCACGAGAACAACCCGCAGAUCACCAGCAACACCACUCGAUUCGAGGUGCUCUCGAUGAUUGCGGAGGAGGAGCAGAAGCAAGGGUUGCUGAUGCAUCUCGACAACCACAUCAGCCGAGCCAUCUGGUGCUGCAGCCACGACGACGGCAAUGCCUGGUUCGGCGACGUCGACUUCAACGUCGACAACUGGCACCGCGGACACCGGUACAUGGCCAACUGGGCCAAGAGCCACAGCAACAUCGUAUCCAUGUCGCUGCGCAACGAGCUACGCAAGUCGACACUCCGACCUCAGCUCGAGUACAACUGGAAGACGUGGUGGGGCAAUGUGUCGCAAGCGGCGGAAAACAUCCAUGCGACUAAUGCGGAUCUGCUGAUCACCAUCAGCGGCUUGGACUACGACAUCGACCUCUCGGCGCUCACCACGCAAGCCAACCUGCUCGACGCCCCCUACGUCAACACAGACAUGGACGCCAUCGCCGAUGCCUCCUCCCUGCCAGCAGAAUACGCCGACAUCGAGAACACGGGCUUCGGCAAAGCGAAAAAGGCGGUGCUCGAACUGCACGCGUACAAGAUGUCGGCCUUCUAUGGCGAUCACCUCGAAGAUUGCGGCGCGAUCCAGGCCGGACUGUACCGGUUCGGGUUCAACGCUCUCGGCGAAUCUGCGCGCCCGGAUGCGUGCCAGGGUGGCAACUCGACCGCGGAUUUCAACGAGCCUUACAGCUGCCCCGCGGCAAAGGUGACACUGCCCGUACUGCUGACCGAGUUUGGAGAUACCCAGGACUCGGGCUUUGCCAAUGUGACGAUGCAAAAGUGUCUGCGCGACUUUACCACAAAGAACAAGAUCGGCUGGGCACAUUGGGCGCUUGCUGGCAGCUACCGUAUCCGACAGGAUGUGGUGUUCAACAAUGACACGUGGGGGUUGACCAACCCAACUUGGAGCGAGUACCAGAGCAAGGACACUGUCGAAAACUUUUUCCGUCCUUGGAUUCGGGACAUGGGUCCUACCAACCUCGAGUUGUAG